AUGGCGGCGGCGGUGUCGCUGCUCCUCCUGUGGCCGCUGUUGCUGCUCCUGGCGGCGGCGGGGGCGGCGGGAGAGGCCGAGGCUGCGGCCCGGGGACAGGCCCGGGGACAGGCCGGCGUGUUCCAGCCCGCGUCCGCGCUCACACAGUUCCAGUUCGGGGCGGCGGCGGCAGCGGCGGCGGCAGCGGCGGCGUCCGGGGCCCAGCGUGAGGACGGGCGGGGAACGGUGGCCGGAACCGGGGGAGAGGUCCAGCGAGAGGCCGAGGCCCAGCGAGAGGCCGAGGCCCAGCGUGAAGGAGCGGGGCCUGGGCCUCGGGUAGAGCCCCAGCCCCAGCGUGAGGGCCCAAGCCCCGGGGUAGAGGCCGAGGGAGGGAGGCCUGGGCCUGGGGUAGAGGCUGAGCCCCAGGGUGAGGGCCCCAGCCCCGGGGUGGACGUGCUGGAGCCCCCGCUGCUGCUGUGGUGGAGCGGGCAGCUGUUCCCGCACCUUCCCCGCCGCACACAGCGCAUCGAUUGCCGGGCCGGGCCGUGUGUGUCGAGCCGCCGCCGCCGCCACCAGGGCCGCGCCGCCGCCAUCAUCGUGUACGGCACCGAGCUCCGCGCCUACGAGGCUCCGCUGCCUCGGGCCGCCCGCCAGGCCUGGGCCCUCUUCCACGAGGAGUCGCCCAUGAACAACUACCUGCUGGCCCACGCCGCCGCCAUCCGCCUCUUCAACUACACGGCCACCUUCCGCAGGCAUUCCGACUACCCGCUGUCCCUGCAGUGGCUGCCCGGCCUACCCUACCUCUGCCACCCGCCAACACUCUCCCUCGGGCACAAGCAACAGGCCCGCAGCCGCGGCCUUGCCCCCGUCCUCUACAUGCAGUCACACUGCCAGGUGGCCGCCGACCGCGACCGCUAUGUCCAGCAGCUCAUGCAACACCUACAGAUUGACUCCUAUGGCCAGUGCCUGCAGAACAAGGAGCUGCCCAAUCAGCGGCUGGUGGACACUCUGACAGCGACCACAGAAGAUCCAGAGUUCAUGGAAUUCAUCAGCAAGUACAAGUUUCACCUUGCCAUGGAGAAUGCGAUCUGUGAUGACUACAUGACUGAGAAACUGUGGCGGCCCAUGCACUUGGGAGUGGUGCCGAUAUACCGCGGGUCCCCUGUGGUGCAGGACUGGUUGCCCAAUUCCCACUCUGUAAUUCUGAUCGACGACUUCCAAUCUCCCAAAGACCUGGCAGACUAUAUCAAUUACUUGGAUCAGAAUGACGAGGAAUACAUGAAGUAUCUGGAGUAUAAAAAGCCAGGUGGCAUCACUAACACUGUACUGGUGGAGAGUUUGGAGAAGCGGGAGUGGGGCGUGAAUGACUUUAACAAGCCCAACUAUUUGAACGGAUUUGAAUGCUAUGUUUGCGAUCAGGAGAACAUGCGCCUGCAGGCAGAGAAGGCUCACCAGGAGCAACCUGAUAAAUUCCCCCCACCAGCCCCCAAGAUGGCUGCGUAUAAUCACUUGGGAUGCCCCGUCCCAGAGCCUGGGUUUGGAAGCUUCGAUGACAUCCCUGACGAUGACAGUUGGAAACAAAUGUGGCAGCAAGACUACUGGCAGAGUGCCGACCAAGCUGAAGCAUUGGCUACUAUGAUUCUCCGCAAUGAAUCCGAUGCCAGUAAACUGUGGGAUUACGUCCAUCAAUUGAUGAUGAAGAGGAGCAAACACUAACGCUGGGAUUAAAGCUAUUUGCAAAUCCUACUUAAAAAUCAUGCCAGCAAAGGACAUACACUGCCCAUCAUGUGUGACUGGACGAUCAUGUUGACAUAUAUAGAUCCAUUUUCAUUGAGAACAAUUUCUUACGAUUUUAUAUAUUUCUAAAAAGCAUCUUGUAUUCAAUAUGUUUAUAAUUGUACAAAAGUAGCAGCUUUUUAUACUGUUACGUGUUUCAUCGUCUAUUUUGUAAUACAGAAGUCAGAUCAGAGGUCAGAUUCGGUGCACUUUUAAUGUAUCUCCACUCACGCUGACUUCUGUUCUGCCAGCUGACCUGUGAAGUCAGGACCAAGUGUAAUCUCAGACGAACCAGGAUAAGAAAUCUAAUGGCUAGAUAAACCAAAACGCACAUAUAUGAUGUAAUCCUCAUAAAAACACAAAGUGCUGGAGUAGCUCAGUGCGUGAGCCAGCAUUGCUGGAGAACAUGGAUAGGCGACGUUUUGGGUCUGUAUAAAUGUUUCGAUCAGGACCCUUCUGA
Leucoraja erinaceus (little skate) is the source of this 2215-nucleotide messenger RNA. RefSeq names its product fucosyltransferase 11 (alpha (1,3) fucosyltransferase) (gene pofut4). Gene Ontology annotation, molecular function: alpha-(1->3)-fucosyltransferase activity. Bases 1 to 1695 code for a protein of 564 amino acids. The transcript has 3 exons. NCBI's taxonomy places the organism in Eukaryota, Metazoa, Chordata, Chondrichthyes, Rajiformes, Rajidae. Gene Ontology annotation, cellular component: membrane. The record is from RefSeq and is a predicted model, not a curated record.